Trifolium pratense (red clover) is the source of this 1465-nucleotide messenger RNA. RefSeq lists its product as uncharacterized. NCBI's taxonomy places the organism in Eukaryota, Viridiplantae, Streptophyta, Magnoliopsida, Fabales, Fabaceae. The record is from RefSeq and is a predicted model, not a curated record. The transcript is spliced from 2 exons. Bases 389 to 1207 code for a protein of 272 amino acids.
UUCCGCGUUUUGAUGAUAAAUGUGUCAAUUGACACAACUCAUAAGCCAUAAAAUUGUAUGGUAAGACUUUCCCCGUAGAAGAAAAAAAUUCCCAUUAAGCUAGGGUGUGUUUGGGGAGUCUAAAAAAAAAGUACCAAUAUCUUUCAAACAUUAGUCCUUCACUCCAAGAAGCUGCAUGGUCCAUCCUCUAGUGUUUUAAAUUUUAGCUAACUCCUAGGUAAUUAGAUUUUGUUGUCGGAUAUUAUUUUUAUUUAUUUCCUUAAUAUCACCGAAACAUUUGGGCCUUUAAUUUUGCUUCUUUUUUUCUUCUAUAUCUUAGACUAUAGUAUAUUUGAUAUUUGAUAAUAUAGAUGAAGAUGUGAAAUUUCCAACAACAUAAAAAUAGGUCAUGGCUUUUGGUGGUUUAUGUCUAACAUUAAGCCUUGUUUUUGGGUUCUUCAUACUUUGCUUAUUUGUGCAAAUUUUCUAUUUCUUGUGGUGGAAGAAGAGAAGAACAAAUUUAGAUAUUGAAAUGGAACAAAGUAAUUAUUCAAAAGGAGUGUCUUAUUGGUUGUGUUGGAAGAAAUCAUCAUGUUCUUUGCAUGCUAAUGACACUACUAAUAGUGUAAUUAGAGACAAAGAAGCUACAAAUCAUGAACAAGAUUUGGAAUUAGGUGUUAAUGGUAAAGAUAUGCUUUUGAAAUCCAAUGGUGAAGAAAGUUUGGAAUUGGAAUUAAUGAGGUUGCAUAAUCUUCCUGGUCCACCAAGAUUUUUGUUUACAAUUACUGAAGAAACUAAAGAAGAUUUGGAAUCUGAAGAUGGUAAAUCUAAGUGUGGUAGAAGUCGAAAAGGUUCGAGAACGAAGAGUUUAAGUGAUUUUAUCGAUUCUUCUAUGAAGUGUUCUUUAGACCCUCUUGAAUCUUAUAAGCAUCAAGGGUUUAAUAAUCCUUUGUUUGAAUCUACAGCAGAAUCUGAAUUCAACAGGUUGUUUAGAUCUUCACCACCACCAAAGUUCAAGUUUUUAAGAGAUGCAGAAGAGAAAUGGUAUAGAAGAUUGAUGGAAGAAUCUAGAAGAAAAACAUUAGAAGAGAAUCAUGAUUCUGUUCCAGAAUCUGAGGUUAAAAGUUCAACUUAUGUAACAAAAGUUACAGAAAGCAAAAAGGUUCCUUCAAGUUCUUCUCAGGUCGCGCGUUCCAGGCAUUAUGUUAUGUUAAGACUUAGACGUUAAUCAUAUUUUUUAAAUUACGGUGCGCAUUUGCGAUUAUACUACAAACAUUUGUAUUGCGUCAAAAUGAGAAAAAUGUAGUCCCUCGCGCUAUUGCGCAAAAUUACAGCUGCGGACUACAAUUUGAAACACAAAGAUAGUUAUUGAGCAAACGAAUGGAAGAAUUCAUGGGCCAAUGUGUUUUUGUCUAUUCUUUUGUUUGCUAUGGCCAUAACCAGUAAUCUUUCAUGUGAAUGAUGAUGCAUAUGUUUGCAACAAGUA